Sitophilus oryzae (rice weevil) is the source of this 1510-nucleotide messenger RNA. RefSeq lists its product as uncharacterized. The record is from RefSeq and is a predicted model, not a curated record. The transcript has 6 exons. Lineage: Eukaryota; Metazoa; Arthropoda; Insecta; Coleoptera; Curculionidae. The coding region runs from base 81 to 1088 and encodes 335 amino acids.
UUCAAUAAGGAAGUAUAAAUUAUAUCCAAGCUAAUUUGAGCACGUUUUUCUAUCAUUCAUUUUUUCGAAUCGCAAGUAAGAUGCUGCUCAAAUUGGCAGGUAUUAUUUUCGGUUCAAUUUUUCUAUUAAAUUAUGUAAAUGGCCAGUUUUGUGAAUGUAAAAAUAGAGCAAGUGCUUUGGGUUUGUCAGAUGCUCCUGUUGAAGUUCCCCCAGGAUCGUGGGUGGUACGUCCAAAGUCUUUACAGAAACCUGCUGUAAUAUUACCACUGUAUGGAUCUCUAUUCAAAGGACCUUGUUUCAGGAGACACACUAUUGUUAAGCCAGCUGUUGUUACAAAUCCAGUUUACCUGCAAGACACAUCUACUCUAGUUCCCAUUAAUCCAGAAAUUCCAGCACAUGAGUCACCUAGCCCUGUAGUUCUUCCCACAUUUUCAAAACCCGAGGGAUAUCAGGCAAUUGAUGUAGCGAAUGCAUAUCAGCAAGCAUGUACCGGAAACGUAUUACCGUCAGCAGCUCCAGCAGAUGCUGUAUCACUUGCGCUCGCAUACAAACUGGCCCAGAAUUCUAUUGAAAAAAAGAUAGCAGAAGACAAACUGUAUUUUGGUUUCAAGAAGCUGCCUAUAGAACAGCCCUGCCCUAAGAUAGUUGCUCCAAAAAUCACAAAACAACUUCUUCCCGAAGGAAGCCUGUACACACUAAACGGUGAAAUUGUUGAGUUAAAGGCGCCUAAAGAAGCCGAUUUGACACCUGAAGAUCUGGAACAAGAGGCUGCAGAAGAACUAAUUGACUUAGCUCUUUCUGAAGAAUAUGAGGCUAGUUUACCACCAGUGAAGCAACCUAGUUUAACUGAAUUAGGAUAUGCUCCAGCAAAAAUAAAGGCUGCUACUUUUGUGGAUAUACCAAGUUAUCCAGCUUCACGACCAGCUCCAGUUUCACAACCCGUAGUGUCUGCAGCUCCAUGCAACGAUGGCUUUCAGGCUGGUAGUGUAAUUGUAGAAGACAUUCCUGCUGAAAGUGAGCCUGUUAUUAAAAAAAUUGAGAAACUGGUAGAAGCUUUGCCGGCUGUUGUGUGCGACAUUCCUCAGUAAUUUCAAAGUGUUAUUUAUUUUAACUGAAAAUACUUACAUACCUUAUAACCAUAAUUAGUAAGAAAUUUAAGUUCGUGGUUAUGUUGGAGCUGCUAUAAACGAUAAAGGUUAAAAUACUAGAGAAGCAAUGAAAAAAGAAAUGAAUAUAUCUGUAAACAGGUGUUUACGUUGAAGCGAGUAGAACGAUGCUUUCUGUCCUAAAAAUAUAUGCCUUUGAUGCUAUCAUUCGCUUCGCCAAUAUCUUUGAUUUUUAUCGUUUACCCAACUCAAACAUGGCCCAAUACCUCUACCUAUACAUUUAUUUAAAAUGGAUUUCUGUUAUUUGAGAUAUUAUAUUCUUAAGUGUUUCAAACAGACUUGAAGCUAAUUAAAUAUUUUAUUGUGUAAUUGUUUUGCAAUAUAUUUGAAAUAGCAAAUAUAUU